UGUUGGGGGAGGAAGAGGAGGAGGAUCAUCUCUCCCUUGAGUUGACUUUGCCGUUUUAGGGAGAUUAGAUCCAGUUUUCCGCAAACCCACCAAGACCAGAGCAAAGACUGGAGAGGAGACGCCAGGAGCUGAAAUCUGUACCAUCAGUCGGCGGCUCAUGGCCGGUUCCUUGUAGCGGAGCGGCUUUUUCUUAUUUCGGGUUUGUGCGCUUGGCACCGUGCGCAGCUUUCUGUGACUCCAAAGGGAAACCAUAUCUGGUCAAAGUAUUCGUAGCUGUCAUCCAGCAGAGCCGACCGGCUAUUAAUAGCGGCGGAGGAGCUGCGUUGGAAUCCCUGAGAAAACUUGAACAGUUGGCUGCCAUUAUCAUUGUACCUCUGAAUUGGGGAUCAUCAAGGGUUGCAGUUCAUCAUGUCGUUGUUAAAGAAGGAGAUGGACAAGUACAGGGACAUAGACGAGGAUGAACUGCUACAAAAGCUCUCGGAAGAGGAGCUGCAGCGGUUAGAGGACGAAUUAGACGAGCUGGAUCCUGAUAACGCCUUAUUGCCGGCCGGUCUUCGACAGAAGGACCAGACUAAGAAAGCACCAACAGGAACGUUUCAGAGAGAAAACCUGCUGGCUCAUCUGGAAAAACAGGCCACUGAGCAUCCUGACAGGGAGGACCUGGUGCCGUUCACUGGCGAGAAGAGAGGGAAAGCUUUUGUUCCUAAAAAGAGGGUGGACCCCAUCAUAGAGAAUGUGACACUAGAACCAGAGCUGGAGGAAGCCCUGGCCAGUGCCUCUGAUGCAGAACUCUGUGAUAUCGCAGCUAUCCUGGGCAUGCACACCCUAAUGAGUAACCAGCAGUACUACGAAGCUCUGGCAAGCAGCACCAUAGUCAACAAGCAAGGCCUCAAUAGUGUGAUUCAGCCCACCCAGUAUAAACAUGUCCCUGAUGAGGAGCCCAACUCCACUGAUGUUGAGGAAACGCUGCUGAGGAUACAGAAAAACGACCCUGACUUGGUGGAAGUUAAUCUCAACAACAUAAAGAAUAUCCCCAUCCCAACACUGAAAGCUUAUGCUGAAGCCCUGAUGAAGAACACUGUGGUGGAGAGGUUCAGUAUUGUUGGAACAAGGAGUAAUAACCCCGUUGCAUUUGCACUGGCAGAGAUGCUGAGGGUGAACACGACCCUGAAGAGUUUGAAUGUUGAGUCAAACUUCAUAACUGGGACUGGAAUCCUGGCCCUCAUUGAGUCACUGCAGAAUAACACCACACUACUGGAGCUUAAAAUCGACAACCAGAGCCAGCCGCUGGGAAACAAAGUGGAGAUGGAGAUAGUCAGCAUUCUUGAGAAAAAUACCACCCUGUUAAAGUUUGGCUAUCAUUUUACCCAACAGGGCCCGCGUCUGCGAGGCUCCAACGCCAUGAUGAACAACAAUGACUUGGCCCGGGCCGUCAGGUCAGAAUCAGACGGCUCCAUCACCUUCACUCUGUCGGUACCUGAGCUGGAAAGAGCCUUUGGAAAAAAGUUCAAGUCCAAGACUAAUAAGAAAGAGAAGGCUUGAGGGAGGACCCAUCUUCCCAAAGUGUCGGACAAAUGUGUAGAAACGAAGCCUACCUUCAUCCUCUUUCCAAUCAUCCAUGCGCUCCAUUAUCAGCCUCUUUGUUGGUUGGUAAAUGUUGAGAUUAUACUUUUAUUUUUCACAUCUGGAAUGUGCAUUUCUACAAAUUGGCAAAGACUUCAAAAACUGCAGCUGUUUGUACACAACAGCAAGGGGAUGCAUACUUUGUGUUAUUAUUAAGAGUCCUGUUUUGAAUGCAGACCUAAUGUAUAAGUAAUGGUCAUAUUUUGGCUCCUCCUGUUUGUGACAUGAGUUCAAUCUCUUUACUGAUGCUGUUUUGUAUGAGUUGUGUGACCAUUAGUAUUGUUCCGAGCAGUUUUGUUGUCAACAUAGAAUAGAUUCCAUAAAGGCAAUGUUAAAGUUCAGACUCAAAUGAUAAAAAUAUCAGUGCAUAGUUAUGAAAAUUUGAGGUAAUACCAAAUUUUUGUGCCAGAAACGCCAUCAUACAUUUUUCUCUGAUAAAAAGCUUGCAAUUCUGAGAUGUGUCCCUUCAUAUGACCCCAUUUCUUUCUUCCCCUAAUGAUACAAUUAUGUUCUGCUAAAGAACAAUGAACAUUUUAUUGAAGGGUGUGAAUCUCGCUCUCUUUAAACUGUGUAAAUCCUAUUAAAAUAAUGACCCAAAACAUUGUAUCUAAAUCGAUAUAAGCUAGUCUUCCAUUUGAUGAUUGAUUGUGGUUGUAAUACUUCUUGCUGUGUUAUUAUACAGGUGUAGCUGUUUUAUUACAAUAUAUAGAACAACAAGAGAAAAAACUUUUUUUUUACCAUUAACAUUGGGGAGUCUACUGUAUUUUGAUCUUACCACGUUAAAUCUACUAGAUCAUUUUAAAUGAUCAGGAAUAUGAUUAUUAUUCCUGUGUCACUUUUAAUACAAAGUAAAACUUAUGCAUAUCUAACCAAAUUUAUGAAGUAUUUUUAAAAACAGAGGAAGGAUCCAUGCAUUUUCAUUCAUAAACAAACAAAGUCUUUAAUUUAUUGAUAAAAACACAUGGACUAUUCUGUUGUUUUAAAAAGCGUUUCAUCCUUUGGUGGUAUUUGUUCUGGAUGCAAACAGCUCUACCUGACAGAUAAAGGGAGAUAUUUGAGUAUAAAACUGAAUUAGAGUCACUACUUUGUUACAAUCCCUUAAUUUUCUAGGGCGUCAUUCAACAAAUGUUAAUUAUGAAUGUAAACAAUGUAAAAAAUAUUUGUAACAAAGUGCCUCACUACCCUACUCCUUUGUCUUAUGGGCAAAUGUUUGUGUUUUAGUGCCUGUUUUGGGGUUUUCUAAUGUAGAAUGCACAUUUUUAGUUAAAAGUGUUUGUUCAUGAGUUUAAUAAAGUUUGAAGCUUUUA
Molecule: messenger RNA, 2930 nt
Organism: Cyprinodon tularosa
Lineage: Eukaryota; Metazoa; Chordata; Actinopteri; Cyprinodontiformes; Cyprinodontidae
Gene: tmod1
Product: tropomodulin 1
Exons: 12
Coding region: 409-1542 (377 amino acids)
Biological process (GO): myofibril assembly; muscle contraction; pointed-end actin filament capping
Cellular component (GO): myofibril; striated muscle thin filament
Molecular function (GO): tropomyosin binding
Source: RefSeq, a predicted model, not a curated record